AUGAAAUGGAUAAGAGAAAAAGUACAGCACAGUCAUAAGAUGGAACAGUUCGACUCUGCUAUUUUCCUCAUUCAACAAUAUGGAAUAGCAACAGUAUCACAGACCCAAGCAUUAUGUAAUACAACUUAUUUUAGUUGUGGAACGGUUGCAGGAGAGUACCAUGUAACAAAUAUUAUUUUUAAAGAUUUAGCAACCUUUACAAAUGUUGGAACGCCAAAUGCUUUAUUGACAUCUUUUACCUUCCCAGCACUCGUUGAAAUAUCUAUUUCAUUUGCAGCGUCGCCACAAGUCGCAAACCCAGGUCUCAACAUUUUAGACUAUGUCAAACAGAUUAAAAGUCUUGUGACGGUGUCGAUCAAAAGUGAUUUCUCUUUUACCUCUAUCCCCUCUGACUUUACAGAUAUGCCUCUUCUAAAGAGCUUGGAAUUAAGCAAGACUGCCAUCACCCAAGUGCCCUCUUCCUUUUUCACCAACUCUCCCAAAUUGCAAUUUAUUUAUCUCUACCUAUCAGUCAACUCGAUCACCAUUGACAACACUAUCAAUCUACCCAGUCUAACUAAUUUCUAUAUGGGUUCCUAUUGUCAAAACCCAAUUGCUUGUAAUAUCAAUUUCACAACUCAAUCAUUCCCAAAAUUAUCAUCUAUACUCAUUCAACAUUAUGCAGGAUCAAUUACAAUUAAUCAUAAUUUAAAUGUAUCAAUAUCAACAUUUUCUUGUAUUGGUGUCCUCAAUAGUCAAUGUAAUAUAGUAUUUGGGUAUCCUCAAAAAUUGGUUUCUAUAACUGCUACUGGAAUGGGAUCAAAUAUUUCACCGUUUCCUGUGACUGGAGAUAUUUAUCAAUCAUUGACCUACUUUGAAAUGUCACUAACAGGAAUUGGAAUCUACCCCAUUGCAACCUCUUAUCCACCUAAAUUAGGAUCAUUAAUUUUAAAUUCCAACAAGAUAUCAAGUGUUCCAAGUAUCCCACUCCCACCUACAAUGAAUACACUUAGUUAUUACAACAAUUCCAUCACUGAUUUAGAUGCAGACACUUUGUUUUCAUCGAGUGUAAGUCUUACUACAUUCAAUAUGAUGGAAAACCCUGCAUUUGACGAUACAAUUACUCAAGCCUACUGCAAGGGUAGUCUCAAAGCUACAGACACCUCUAUUACCAACUUGCCAGAUUGUCUAUGGUGUUAUUACAACUAUACCGUUAAUUUCAUUACAACUUCAGUACCAUCACCAAUCAAUUUUGUUUGUGACUAUUCAGUCUACACUCCAAUCAACGAAUUAUAUAUCUCUAAUCAAGGAAAAUUUACGGUUGUUGGCAGAAAUAUAGGUUUUGCAAAUUUCAAACCUUCAAAUUAUUCGUUGACCACUAUCAUUGGAAAUGAAGCUAUUCAGGUUACUUUGACAAAUCCACCACUCGUUCCAACCAAUUUAACCGUACAAUGGGCACCAGUCUUUGAUGCAGUUAACAACAAUAACCCUCCCAAAUCAAUAUUGGCUGUUCUCGAAGCCGGUAUUAACUUGUUUGUUAUGGAAAAGACUAAAAGUAGUGGAUUUGUUAGUCUUAGACUUUACAUACUCAGAUUUAACCCGAAUAUCAAUCAUACCUGGGUACUUGAUAAUUCACUGGUCUGUACUGCCUCACCACCCGCCGGUGGAUAUAUCAAUGUGGUAUGUCCAACCAGUAGUAAUACACCUGGCCCCUAUUCACUGAAAGUUGAAAAUCAGUACUCUAUAUCUCAGACACUUGAUUUCACUAUACCCUAUCCUGUCGUUGCCACAGUCUCUCCUAUUCCAUUUUAUCAAGGGUCUGUUGUCUCUAUGAUAGGGUAUUACGGUCCAUCGUUUGCCUCUGGGGCAUCUGUAACUAUCGCCUAUGGAGUUGGUGACCAACCUGUCAUCUGUCAAGUUCAAUCCAUCACUCUAUACUCGCUUGUUUUUAUUGCCCCAUUGCCAUUAAUACAAGAAGCCAUUUUGAUAAAUGUUACAGUCGAUCAAUUAACUGCACAGUAUGCAAGAUAUUUAACUGUCCAAGAAUCAUGUCAGCAAUCAACCAGUAAUUGCCAUGGUAACGGUCAAUGUAAUACUACGGGUCAAUGUGUUUGUAAUAGUAAUGCCUUUUAUAAUAAUUGUUCAAAACCAUAUCCAACCAUUUCAUCAGCCAGUUAUAAUACAACAAACAACAAAGUAAUUAGUAUUAAUGGUGAUUUUGGACCUUAUGGACAAUCAAAUACAAUAAUUAAAAUUAAUAAUACUUUGGAUUGUACUGUUAAUUCAACAUCACAACAGUUAAUCAUUUGUGAAUUAGAUCAAACACCAAACUAUGGACUAUCAUCAGUUCAAUUACAACUUGAUUCUUUGGAUACAAAUGCAAAGGAUAUAUUGUAUCUUAGACAACCCGAUAAUGGAGGUAAUAAUGGUACAACUACAACUGCUUCAUCAACAACUACCUCGACCUCUGGAGGUACCACACCAGAUACACCACAACAACAAUGUGAAAAACAAACAUCAAAUUGUUAUGGUCAUGGUAAUUGCGAUAUGAAUGGUGUCUGUCAAUGUCAAUAUAAUUAUAAUCCAGAUGAUAAUUGUUUUACAAAGUUUAUAAAUACAACGAUUACACCAAAUACAACAUCACCAACGGUAUCAUUUGAUAUUGAUGGAAUUGAUUUCCAAUUUGAAGUUGUAUCCAUUCAAGAAUUGGAUUUUGAUAGUAAUAUUAUUAAAGAAUUAUUUAUUUCAAAUUAUACUUGGAUUACAAAUAUGACAACCAAUAAUAUAUCAACUAUUGUUGACUAUCAAUUAAAUACAACUUUAAAAGACAACUCUACAACCAAUAUCAAUGACAUUUUGUUAGAAUCAGUGAAUGUAUCGUCAACGAUAUCAUUCUCAACACAACCAAGAGAUAUUCAAUUUGGAGAUCAACAACUUCAUAUCAAUGCUAACUCGAUUAAACUAUCAGUCAAUGUUACAAAUUGGCAAUACUCAUUGAAUUUAGCAACACUCAGAGUUUUGAAUAUGAUUGCAAUGAAAAAGAGAGUGAUCAAAGAUGAUAUUCAAUUCAAUGGUCGAUUUAUUGAUGUUGCUCUAUCAGAUGGUCGACCAACCUAUUCACAAACACAACUCAUAUCAUUGACUCAAUCAAGUAGCAAUGAGGAUGAAUCGAUUGCAUUGAUUGGUAUCAAUUUACCACAAUGUCAAUCAUGUGUUCUCCAUCCUGAUUUCUCACCAUUAUUAAUUGACAAGAGUAAUGAUAGUGGAUGUGAGAAAUCAAAUAACUGGAGAAUCAUUGUUGGAUGUGUUGUUGGUGGUGUCGCUGCCUUGGCCAUAACAACAGCAUCAAUCAUUACUUACAAAAAGAUAAAGAAAAGAAAUGCCUAUGAUGAUAAUCUAUCCAAUAAACUCAAAAACUCCUCAAGGUCUUGA
Molecule: messenger RNA, 3411 nt
Organism: Cavenderia fasciculata
Lineage: Eukaryota; Evosea; Eumycetozoa; Acytosteliales; Cavenderiaceae
Exons: 14
Coding region: 1-3411 (1136 amino acids)
Source: RefSeq, a predicted model, not a curated record